AUUUUUUCAAAAAAAAUGAGUGAAUAAGUGGAAAAAAUCUGCAAAAAUCAACUUUAGGGGACUGCAACAUGAAGCAACACAAAACCGGCGAUAAUGCCCGACCUUUUAAAUUAGCCCAUCAAAUCCUCAGUCUAACUGGGAUAAGUUUCGAAAGAAAGAGUAUUAUAGGCUUCGUUGAACUUACAGUAGUACCAAUCAAAGACACCUUAAGAGUAAUCAAAAUCAAUUCCAAACAAAGCAGGAUCUACAAGGUACUAUUGAACGAUCAAUAUGAGGCCCAUUUUCAGUAUUUUGACCCAUUUUUGGAUGUGUGUCAAGGUGAUACAGACACUCGCAGCCUAGAACAAUUCUCAAUAAACCACUACAAUUCAGCACUAAAAACAGACCCAGAUAACAGUGCUGGAGAGCUAGUGAUCACAAUACCACCGGAAGCAAUACAUUUAGUAGCAGAAGGCACCGCUUUAAGGGUGGGAAUUGAAUUUUCCCUGGAACAACCUCAGGGUGGCAUCCAUUUUGUUGUGCCCCAAAAGGAGGGCACUUAUGCAGAAAGGGGGGUUCAUAUGUUCACUUACGGGCACCAAAACUCUUCGCGGUUAUGGUUUCCUUGCGUGGACAGUUUCGCCGAGACUUGCACUUGGAAGUUGGAGUUUACGGUGGACAAGGAUAUGACCGCUAUAUCUAACGGGGAUUUGAUCGAGGUGGUGUUUACUCCUGACAUGCGAAGGAAAACUUACCAUUACACUUUGAAUGUGCCCACUUCGGCCCCGAAUAUUUCCUUAGCGGUGGGGCCUUUUGAGAUUUUCGUGGACCCAUAUAUGCAUGAGGUGACCCACUUUUGUUUGCCCGGCAUGUUGCCUUUGUUAAAAGUAACCACCAGAUAUAUGCAUGAAGCUUUUGAGUUUUACGAAGAAACUUUAUCAAACCGCUACCCAUAUUCUUGCUAUAAGCAAGUGUUUGUUGACGAGGCAUAUGAAGAUUAUCACUCUUAUGCCACCAUGAGCAUCUUGAGUGUUAAUUUGCUGCAUUCUGCUGUCAUUAUUGAUCAGGUAUAUAUUACUAGGAAAGCCAUGGCCCAGGCCAUAGCAGAACAAUUCUUUGGCUGUUUUAUUGCCAUGCAAAGCUGGUCCGAUAUGUGGCUCAAUAAGGGAAUCAGCCAGUACCUGUGCGGUUUAUAUUGCAAAAAAAGCUUCGGAAAUAACGAAUAUCGCGAGAUGAUUCACAGCAUGUUACAGGACAUCGUUAAAUACGAGGAGGAGUAUGGGGGAAUCAUUUUAGAUCCAAGUCAGCCGCCCGCCCCUUUAACUGUCGGUGGAAACCCCGCGCAAACGACCCAAAGUAAAAACGAGGAAAAGUUUUAUUUUUCCAUCAGGAAUCUACACACCAUGUCCCCCAUGUAUAUUGAAACUUUACAUAAGAAAGCGAUGCUGGUCAUGCGAAUGUUGGAGCAUAGGAUCGGGCUGGAGUUAUUGUUGCAAGUAUUUAAUAAGCAACUCUCGUUAGCCACAAACGCAGCCUCCCAAAAGAUCGGCAGCGGCCUAUGGGGCCACAUGUUAAUCAGCACAAACGUCUUCACGAAAGCGAUCUUCACCGUAACCGGUAAGGAUAUGGCCGUUUUUAUUGACCAAUGGGUACGGACGGGGGGACACGCUAAAUUCCACUUGACGUCCGUUUUUAAUAGAAAAAGGAACACUAUCGAGCUGGAAAUAAGACAAGACGCGACGUCACAGUUGGGCAUAAGAAAGUACGUGGGGCCGCUGUUGGUUACUCUGCAAGAGCUAGACGGCACCUUCAAGCAUAAUUUACAAAUCGAGAAUAUCGUGGUGAAGCACGAUAUCACUUGUCAUUCGAAGAGUCGCAGGAAUAAGAAGAAGAAGAUUCCGUUGUGUACUGGGGAGGAGGUCGAUAUGGAUUUGAGUGUAAUGGAUGAUUCUCCAGUUUUAUGGAUCAGACUGGACCCGGAAAUGACCAUUUUAAGGUCCGUGGUGAUCGAACAACCGGACUAUCAGUGGCAAUAUCAGUUGCGGCACGAGAGGGACGUCACUGCCCAAAUUGAGGCCAUUUAUGCUUUAGAAAGGUAUCCCACACCUGCUACCCGAUUAGCACUCACCGACACCAUUGAAAACGAACAGUGUUAUUACAAGGUGCGGUGUAAGGCCGCCCAUUGUUUAACUAAGGUAGCAAACGCAAUGGUGGCAAACUGGGCAGGCCCUCCUGCCAUGUUGGCAAUUUUCCGAAAAUUCUUCGGAUCCUUUGCCGCCCCGCACAUCAUCAAACAAAACAAUUUCCAGAACUUUCAGCACUACUACAUCCAGAAGAAUAUUCCUUUGGCAAUGGCCGGAUUACGUAACAAUCAUGGAAUUUGUCCUCCCGAGGUCGUGAGGUUCCUGCUGGACCUCUUCAAGUACAACGAUAAUUCGAAAAAUCGCUUUUCCGAUAAUUAUUAUCGGGCGGCCCUCAUUCAGUCCUUGGGUAACACCAUUACCCCGGUGGUGUCGGUGGUGUCCCAGGGGGCUCCCAUAACCGCGGAAAACCUAAGUGCGGACACAAAAUUAAUUUUAGAAGAGAUCACGCGACUAUUGAACCUGGAGAAGGCCCUACCGUGCUACAAAUACACCGUUUCCAUCGAAUGUCUUAAGGCGAUCAGGAAAUUGCAGUGUUACGGCCAUUUGCCGAGCAGGGCCACUUUAUUCAAAUUUUACGCCCAGUACGGACAUUUUAUCGAUGUGAGGAUCGCGGCUCUGGAAUGUCUAGUGGAGUUCGUAAAAGCCGACGGGAAAACGGACGAUUUGAAGUGCGUCCUGGAUAUUGUAGAAACGGACUGUGAUCCUGGAUUGAAGCAUAAGUUGCUCCAGAUUUUAGUGCGGGAUCCGCCGUUUAAGAGGGCGCACCGGUCGAAAUUGGACACGCCCGAACUGGUGGAGCGGAUAUGGAAUAAUGCCAACGCCACCCUCCCGCACGACAGCCGUCUACGUUGCGACUGGGUGGACCUCUACUACACCCUCUACGGUAACAGACGGCCGGUGUGCAUCCCUCUGCCGGAACUCUCCGGCCUAGUAAACCUCGCCAAACCGGACAUCAAGAAAAUCAAGACGGCCAUACCGAAACUCGCACAUGCCGACAACAGCGCGACAGUGGCGGCGGCAGAGAUCAAACGAGAACCGCCGUCGAAGGUUCCGGAAGCCACGGAGGUGGCGCCCUCGAACGUCAUCGUUGACGCUAACGCGGAGUGUAUGAACGUUGAUGACGUCAUUGAUUUGGUGGAGGCGGAUGUUAAGGUGGAGCCUAAGUCGGAGCCUAUGGACGUGGUUUCAAUAGGGGAAAACGUGAUAAAACAAGAGCCUAAACAGGAAUACUUCUCGGAUAAUUCGGUGUCGUUGCCCGGUAUGGGUCAGGCCGGACCCAUAGGGUUCGAACCCGGGAUGUUUAAGAAGGAAGAGGGUCCGGGAAGUGUCGGGAGUAUCGCAGGCGGGAAGCAUAAGGAUAAAGACAAAAGUGACCCGUCGGGAAUUAAGUUGAAGAAGAAGAAAAAGGACAAAAAGAAACACAAGCACAAACACAAACACCACAAGCACAAGAAAGAGAAGGACCCGAACAAUAGGGCGAAAGUGAAGGAGGAAGUCACUCCGUCGACCACGCCCACUUUCGUUAAGGAGGAGACGUUGAGCUCGACUGACUCCACCGCCAGCCCCAAUCCUGGAAGUGUCGGCGAAACGGUUCCGUUUGUAUAAAGGCAUUCGACGUCAUUUUUACGAUCCUAAAGGUCGUUUUUGUUCCAGGCUUUUAAAGACGUUUCCUGUCUAAUUCCAGGGAUUAAAUCAUGUCAUCCUUGCCUUGCAACCAUUUUUUCAAGGUUAAGCUGAUUUUUAAAACACGAAAAUUGUCACUUUUUUUGUAGGGGUCAAGGUCAAAAGAAAGUCAAAGAUCAAAGGCCUAAAUAAAUCGACUUUCUUCGAGUAGAA
Messenger RNA from Anthonomus grandis grandis, 3959 nucleotides. RefSeq names its product transcription initiation factor TFIID subunit 2 (gene Taf2). Gene Ontology annotation, biological process: transcription initiation at RNA polymerase II promoter. Lineage: Eukaryota; Metazoa; Arthropoda; Insecta; Coleoptera; Curculionidae. Gene Ontology annotation, molecular function: metallopeptidase activity; zinc ion binding; RNA polymerase II general transcription initiation factor activity. The record is from RefSeq and is a predicted model, not a curated record. The coding region runs from base 69 to 3728 and encodes 1219 amino acids. The transcript is spliced from 21 exons. Gene Ontology annotation, cellular component: transcription factor TFIID complex.